AUGACCGAGCGAAUCAAGUUUAUUGUGAAAGAAUUAAACUCUACAUUGGGCAGAAACUAUGACUUGAUAAAGUUUGAUUCGUUAGAUGAAAAGCAGUUACUUCAGGUGCUAGUAGAUUUGCUUGUUAACUUCAAUGCUGGUGAAAAGUUAAAUAUACGCGAAGAUGAUCCAGAGACUUUAACGGUACGUUUACUGGAAAUGCUAGGGAGCGUUAAAUAUCGACCUCCGACUGGGGUAGAGCCGACGCUUUUCAGAUCGCAGCUGCUCGCGGGUGAUUCGAGAACGAUUCACCAUGUCUUACAUUGGCUUCUAUCUAACAAAGAGCAAGUUAAGAAUACUGCGUAUCUUGCUAAGUAUUUAAAAAUCCCAGAUAUACCUGCCGAUGUGGCACGUAAUAAUACAAUUCAAGAUUUAUUAGACCUGUAUCAAAAUCUGAUAGAUGAAUUUAAGGACGUACACAAAAGGACUAGAAUAUUUCAAAAAGAAAAUGCUUCUGAAAUUAUUAACGAUAUUAAAGAAAUGGCAGUUGAAAGGGAUAUAGUGAUUAAGAGACUGGAGAACGUUCAAGUUCACUUAGUUGAUAUAAGAGAUAAAGAAGAUCUGCUAAACGUGAGUAAGCUUUUGCGGACUCAGCAAGAGAGGGCUAAAGAGUUAGAAAAUCAAUACAACAUGCAGCAAUCUCAACUAAAGACAGCAUUAGAGCAACUAAAGCGGUAUUUAAAUGUUAUCCAUGGCCAGAGCGCUACUCCCAAGAGUGUUUCCGACGUGAUUAAACAUUUACAUGAGGAAAUACAGUUAAACAGUUAUUUAAAGCAAGAAAAACUACCACAAGAAAGUUCCAGUCUACAGAAAGAAUUAAAUAUUAUGCAAACAAUUGCUACAGAGCAGCAUCCAACUCGGUCAGAUUUAAUCACCAUUCAAGAUAAGAUAAGUGCUGUAAACAAUGAAAUAGAACAGCUAGUGCAACGCCGUCUCGCUGCUUCUGACCCACAAGAGGACAAGUUAACGCCUUUCCGUCAACAAGCAGCAGUCAUCAGGCGAAAUAAAGAAGCGAGCGCUACACGCGUACACGAGCUUACUGCUACGUUAAAAGACCAUGAAGCAACCCUGGCUGAUUUGCGAUCGCAAGUAAAGCAACUUCUCGGAGAUAUGGUUCUCAGAGGUGAAGAACUUAAAAAGUACGUCAAUUCGUUGCGAACAAAAAGUACACUCUAUAAACGGCAAAGAGCUAAUCUAUCAACAUUUAAGGUGGAAGCUGGCAUUCUUUCACGGACGCUACAUAUUUUAAAUACUAAUGACCCUACAGUUGAAAUGGCACUGGUGAAUCAUAAAAAAAUGAUAAUUGACGACAUGGAUAUAAUUGAAAAAGGCCACGACAAAUCUGAUGAUUUGAAAAAAAAAUCUUUACAUGAUCUUUCUCAGCUCGUCGCACAAACUGCACAGAAACUGUCGCAGGUGCGACAAGAAAUUCAUCCGUUGGCAGAUAAAGUGAAACCUGUAAAACAAGAGUUUCAAGAAAUGCAACAGAAAUAUGAACAAAAAAAGAGAAUUUAUGAGGCCACAUCUAUUAACAUAUCGUCACAAAUGGAACCAUUGAAAGAUCAAGUUAAAGAGCUGACUGACCAGUUAAAUAGUAAAGAGAAUGAAUGGAAAAGCUUGAGGCAAAAAAUUACAAAGGCCGAAAGUUUGCAAGAAGUUGUAAUGUUUGAAAUGAAAAACUCAAUGCAAUCGCCACGAAAACCCUCGAAAAUGGAAGCUUUAAAAAAAAGGGUCGCCGAUGUAAAAGAGCUCGUAAACAACUUGGAAGAGGAGCAAAGAAUGAUAAGUUCCAGACAAGGCAUAGUGGAGGAACAGACGCGUCUGUGGCAGAACGCACUGCAACUAUUGCGUUGCAAGAUAAAGACGCGCAACGAACUCGCCUCGAGACAAGAGCGUGUGCACAUCACGCAGCACUCCCAGAUGCUAACACUUACA
Molecule: messenger RNA, 1974 nt
Organism: Brenthis ino (lesser marbled fritillary)
Lineage: Eukaryota; Metazoa; Arthropoda; Insecta; Lepidoptera; Nymphalidae
Source: the annotation of a GenBank genome assembly